Beta vulgaris subsp. vulgaris (sugar beet) is the source of this 964-nucleotide messenger RNA. RefSeq names its product syntaxin-52. Gene Ontology annotation, cellular component: endomembrane system; SNARE complex. The coding region runs from base 167 to 871 and encodes 234 amino acids. Gene Ontology annotation, molecular function: SNARE binding; SNAP receptor activity. NCBI's taxonomy places the organism in Eukaryota, Viridiplantae, Streptophyta, Magnoliopsida, Caryophyllales, Amaranthaceae. Gene Ontology annotation, biological process: vesicle fusion; intracellular protein transport. The transcript has 6 exons. The record is from RefSeq and is a predicted model, not a curated record.
AACAAAAAAAGCUAGAAGGCUGGGCUGUAGACGGUGGCAACUACGUGCUUUGCUUUUCUCUCACUACCAUUAGAGCCUUUGAUCACCAUUCUUAAGUUGACUCUGCUAUUUUCUCUCUCCUCACUUUAUCACCCACAAAUUUCCUGAUUCAAAGAGCCAAGGUUUGAUGGCUUCAACAUCCGGGGACUCCUGGAUGAAGGAGUAUAAUGAUGCGACUAAAUUAGCUGAUGAUAUAAAUGGCAUGAUAUCGGAGAAGACUGCAAUGUCAGGCUCAGGACCAGAUUCACAGCGUCACUUUUCAGCUGUACGUCGGAAGAUCACAAUCCUGGGGACUAGACUGGAUAGCCUAGAAUCGCUGUUAUCUAAGCCUCCUAGUAAGAAGUCUAUAACGGAGAAAGAGUUGAACCACCGCAAAGACAUGCUUUCAAAUUUGCGAACAAAGACAAACCAGAUGGCAACUACUUUGAACAUGUCAAAUUUUGCCAACAGAGACAGCUUACUCGGCCCGGAGUCAAAGCCUGUUGAUGCCAUGACUAGAGUUGCUGGGCUGGAUAAUCAAGGCAUCGUUAGUCUUCAGAGGCAAAUCAUGAGAGAGCAAGAUGAGGGUCUUGAACAAUUGGAGGAGACUGUUAUGAGUACAAAACAUAUUGCACUUACUGUGAAUGAAGAACUUGAGCUACACACGAGACUCAUUGAUAACUUGGAUCAACAUGUUGAGUUUACAGGCUCUCGGCUGCAGCGUAUUUCACGGAGUUUAGCGAAUCUAAACAAGAAAACCAAGGGUGGCUGCUCCUGCUUGUGCCUGCUAGUGGCAGUUGCUGGGAUUGUGAUUCUAAUCCUUGCUAUAUUUGUGUUGAUAAAGUACUUAUGAUCAUAUGUAACAAUUGUGUGUAAUGUUGUGGCUUGCGACAAUUCUUCUAUUUCUUCUAUUGUGUGUUGUGUUGUGAGAAUUCUUUUCCUCCUA